Pestalotiopsis fici W106-1 is the source of this 699-nucleotide messenger RNA. RefSeq lists its product as uncharacterized. The record is from RefSeq and is a predicted model, not a curated record. The transcript is spliced from 2 exons. Gene Ontology annotation, molecular function: protein-N-terminal-glutamate acetyltransferase activity; protein N-terminal-serine acetyltransferase activity. Gene Ontology annotation, cellular component: NatA complex. Lineage: Eukaryota; Fungi; Ascomycota; Sordariomycetes; Amphisphaeriales; Sporocadaceae. Bases 1 to 699 code for a protein of 232 amino acids. Gene Ontology annotation, biological process: N-terminal peptidyl-glutamic acid acetylation.
AUGGAUAUCCGUCUCCUUCGCUCCAGCGAUAUUCCGCUGAUCCAGCAUGCCAACCUCGAGAACUUGCCCGAGAACUAUUUCAUGAAGUACUACCUCUACCAUGCCCUGUCAUGGCCUCAGCUCUCCUUUGUCGCCGUCGAUGUAUCGCGGCCCAAGAAGACACCCUACGACUACCCCAAGAUCGUUGGUUACGUAUUGGCAAAGAUGGAAGAGGACCCCGUCGAUGGAAUUCAACAUGGCCACAUCACUAGCUUGUCUGUAAUGCGAACACAUAGGCGACUGGGUAUUGCCGAAAAGCUGAUGAGACAGAGCCAGCUGGCCAUGGUAGAGACCUUUGGCGCACACUACGUCUCCCUGCACGUCCGCGUCUCCAACAAGGCCGCCAUUCACCUGUAUAGCAAGACGCUCGGCUUUGACCGCGAAAAGACCGAGGCCAAGUACUACGCCGACGGCGAGGACGCCUACUGCAUGAAGCUCGACCUGAGCACCAUUCGCGAGCAGAUUCGCGACCAGCGCGAGCUCGAGUACCCCGACGACGAGGGCGAGCCCGUCGGUGACGUUGGCAAGGCUGGCGAGGAAAAGGACUUGGCCCUUCGCGGCAAGGAUGGCGAGGGCAAGGAGGCCAAGCGCAAGGUCAAGGUCGGCCGCGCCCUCGGCGUCUCUGCCCUGGUUGAAAAGGAUGAGAGCAGCAAGGCGUAG